AUGGGGAUCAUCGUAUGGUUCAGUCUCUUUAAAUUCAACUGGUUGCGUAGAUGUAGAAGAUGUGGUGUGCGCGGCUCCAAGUGUUUGUGCCAUCGGCCGUCCCUGACGCUCGAGCACAUUUUCUUUCUCGAGGAGCGCAAGAAUAAGUUUGGCGGCCGCAACUUCAGUCAUGUGAGCGACACUAUGAUGGCGUCCAAUGGCACCAUGUUCACCAACAACACAAACUGUACAGACUCGGCGAUCAUGCGAAACGCCGGGUCUUUCGGAAUCAACGAGGUGAAUUCGACGGAUUACUACUGCCGGAGUGCGCCAACGCUUUCCAAUGCCUCAGACAGUGACGACGAGCUCUUGUCCUCCCGCAUGUACAAAAAGAAAGAGACGCAACUUCGUGCGAAUAGCCGUCGCAACAUGAAUCAAUGUAGGAGCUCCAAAGUCUUGGCUACGACUGAUGCGUCGACUACGGCUCUUGUCAGCAAGUACUCGAGAUGUUUGAUGUCCAACUCAAGACACAACGGAGACAAAAACAUACAACCUCCCAUUGCAGAGGUUGUGACAAACGAGUUCAUCCUUUACACAGAGGAGAGCAUUCCCGUCUCGCUACCACACGGUCAACAGCGGAAGCAGAUUGUGCCUCACAACCAAAGUGAAUCACGUAUUCAAACCACGAGCACCAAGAUGACUAACACUCACUUACAGCACGAGGAGGAGCCUGGUGUAUCCUUCCAGUUUUUUGGACGUAGUGGAAGUAGUGUCCCCGCUUCUCCUGUUCCUACGCUACUGUUGUCUAGUAAAAGCAGUUGCUGCAACAACGAUUCGUUCAUGAUCGGCUCAAGAUCUGUUUCGUCCAUGCAAGUGUCGCAUUUCUCGGAACGCAUCAGUCUCGAAGCCAAUAUUGGCUCAUUCAACAUGCAAUCGAACCUAAGCAAUGCCGGGCGCCUCAUUGAGGGCGGUGGAUAUGCCUUAAGUAUCAAGGAAGACGACGAGGCACAGGCAUUAGAGAAGCUCACCGGCUGGUUCCACGCAUCAUCUGUUUCGACGCAGGAUUCCUUCAUGUUUCUUCGGUAA
Molecule: messenger RNA, 1065 nt
Organism: Peronospora farinosa
Lineage: Eukaryota; Oomycota; Peronosporomycetes; Peronosporales; Peronosporaceae
Source: the annotation of a GenBank genome assembly